AUGCAUCAUCUCCCGCCAUCAUCGUCGCGCGCCUCCCGCCGUCGCGCCGCGCCUCCCAGCGCGCUCCCCGGCCCCGCCGGGUUCAACGGCCGAAGCGCGGACGACGACGCCGUCCCCGACCCGGACUCGCUCUCGCCCACGUGCGCGCUGCCGCUGCGCAUCGACACGGACGGCGACCUGCCGUACUCCGAGGCGUCGCGUCGCUACCGACGCACCGUCUAUCGCCACGACGACUGGCUCACGCAUCGCUCGUCCACGCGGCUGUUCGGCAACCUCUCCGGCACGCUCACCUCCGGCGUCGUGCGGUCGCUGCUGACCGAGGUCGCCGCGGUCGCGACCAUCGCGACGUUCACGUGCGCGUGGAACGCGAGCCUGUUGGGUCCCGUGGACUUCCGCGACGUCGCGCGAGACCCGCUGUUUCCGACGCUGCCGCGAUUCCUUUUGAUGCAGCUCCCCGCGUUGCCGUUCACGCUCGCGUCGCCGGCGCUGGGCUUGCUGCUCGUGUUUCGCACGAACGCGUCGUACGCGCGAUGGGUCGAGAGCAGGGUCGCGUGGGGUCGAGUCGUGAGUCACUGUCGGAACGUCAUGCGACAGAGCUCGCUGUGGCUGAACGUGGACAGGGAGCCGUUCGUGGUCGCCGGGUCGCCCGAGCUGAGAGGGAAGGCGUGGGCGUUUCCGCGGUGUCUGGCGUCGCACGUGUCCGGGCCCGAGGACGAGGUCGCGCUCGCGAGGGAGUUGAGGCUGCGGUUGGGGGAGAAGGACGCCGCGAGGUUGUUGACGGCGCCGAACCGGCCGUUGCAAGCGCUCGCGGACCUGUCCUACUGCAUGAACAAUCUCCCGAUCGACGAGAAACGCCGCGUGGAGAUGGAUAAGUCCAUCAUUCUCCUCGGCGACGCGCUAGAGACGUGCGAACGCAUAUUCACGUCCCCCGUGCCUCUGGUGUACACGCGACACACGGCUCGGUUUUUGUCGUUUUGGCUGCUGCUUCUCCCGCUCGCGCUGUGGGAACCGUUCGGGUCGUCGUGGAACCACGUCGCGAUGAUCCCGUCCGCGACGCUCGUCGCGAUCUUUUUCUUCGGCAUCGAAGAGCUCGCGGUGCAGCUCGAGGAGCCGUUCAGUAUCCUGCCGUUGAAGCGGCUGUGCGACAACGUGUGGGACGGAGGCGCGUUCAUUUUGUACUCUGGUUCCCAUACGACCGCGUUCGCGAUGUGA
Messenger RNA from Micromonas pusilla CCMP1545, 1212 nucleotides. RefSeq lists its product as uncharacterized. The transcript is spliced from 3 exons. The coding region runs from base 1 to 1212 and encodes 403 amino acids. NCBI's taxonomy places the organism in Eukaryota, Viridiplantae, Chlorophyta, Mamiellophyceae, Mamiellales, Mamiellaceae. Gene Ontology annotation, molecular function: chloride channel activity. The record is from RefSeq and is a predicted model, not a curated record.